CGCUUGGCUCUCUCUUUCUCGGCGCGGUCGCCCGUAUCGUCGGUUCCCCCGAGAACGUCCGUGACGAUCCUCGAACACCUCUUGGCGGCUGUGUGUGGUCCCUACCUUUUUUCUCAACCGGUGGGUUUCGUGCGGUCCGAUAAGAGAAACCAAUGCGAGUCGUCUACGACUAUCGCUCGGGAGACGAUUUUCCGAACAAUUUUUCCGACCGAAAGUCCAUUCGGUCGGGCGUCUCACAGUCGGAGAAUCUCGUAGUCGGUGACUGUGGGUGGUUGAGGUCGACGGUGGAUCUCUAGAGCGCGACCCGCGAGUCGCGAACGAGUGCGCUUCGUGAUUCCGGCCGGUCGGACUGUCAUCCGCUUUACGUUGCUCCCAAGUUGCGCGUUGGAGACUUCGACGACCGAUACGGAGGAUGUCACGCUCCGUGGACCACCCUGGUGGCUGCCGCGAUCGUCGCCGCGUCGCGGUGGCGUCGACCCUGCCGGCGAUCUUGCGGUGAGCGUCGCGUGUGCAUGUUCUCGCCCUGUGCUAUAUACCUGAUCGUAGUAGCGUAGUGAACGACGUGUUGUGACUCUCGGCAAGUGUCAUUGGCGAGUCAAUGAGGCUGCAGAGACGCGAGCCAACGUGGACGGGUCGCAACUCCGGCCUUUGAUGAGAUCGACCGGUUUCUACGAAUGAUGAUCGCGGAAGAGAGAAGUCGGCGGUGUUUUUGUUGAACCGAUCGGCGUACGUGCGCUUUGCCCGAGGGAGAAUAUUGCGCGAAGGGCAAACACGGAGCGCGUCCUACGAAUGACAGUACGCGUUUAGUGUGCGCGUUUCGUCUUUGUCUACGUUUUCGCACGACGUCUAUGGAAAGUUAUACCAAUCACGGAUUAAUGCAUGCCGGAAAUUGCAGCAUGGAGGACAUAAGCGUCACGGUUACUAGCACAACGACGACAAGCACGAACACAGUCCAUCCUAGUGUAAAUGAUAUGGAUUGGUUCGCCGGUGUCGCCGAAGAGGAAUUGCUAUAUUACACCGGCGUCGGCAAUGACGUCGAUUCCUUAUGGGCUGUCAUUGGGAGUUUUGUACCGCCGCCACCUAGGCCACCUUAUCUACCCGAGGAGAGCAUCGCCACCGACGGGCUCACCACCUGCGACUUGUGUUCCUGGGCAUGGAGAAAUGAUAGGCAUUCUUUCUCCCUUGAUGGUACUCUUGAAGCUCCUGGAGAACUUGGAUGGGUGCUAACUCUAGUGAUAGUAUCUUUAGUAUCAGCUGGUAUCGGGGCGAUAGUGAUGUUGACACUUCUUCACUGUCGAAGGAUAAAGAGCGCCGGAGGCAGAGCGAGCUGCUGCGGCGUCGGUGUGGAGGAUUCGAGCGUACCCGAUGCCGGCGGGUCCGCGGGGACGGGUGGCACCGGCGGCGGAGUGGCCGUCAUACCUGAUCGGCCGCCUCUCGAAUUAGACAAAUUACCACCUUAUCACGACGUAGCGCCUAGCCCCGGGCAUAAUGUAUGGUCGUGGCUGGGCUCUCGACGAGGCGGCGGCACCCCAGGAGUCGUCACGACGCCGCUCUCCCUUCCUCAGCAUCGACGGGCGAUGAAUCUCCCGGUCGAAAAUCAUUACACCCACAUGCAAACCGACGAGGCUCUGUACGCGGAACUGGACUCGCAGGCCGCGAGCUACGCGAGCGAUUUACAGUUACAAAUGAGAGGAAGCUCGACGUACGGUACGACUUCCGGCGGACAGGACGACGAAUAUCACGAGCUGGACGCAGCCAGAUUACAUCGUCAUUACGGAGGCAGCGACGGAUCGUUACACAAAGAUACGCUUCGAACUAGGCACAGUAAAAGGAUACAAGAGCCAGACUACGAGAUGUACGAGAAUGGACCGUCGACGCCAAUACCGCCGAGCCAGCAUCAGCUUCAUCAUCAUCAUCAUCACCAUCACCACAAUCAUCACCAUCAUCAUCAGGAGCUGAGGAUCGGCAGUAGGAACAGCGAGCAUCCUUCGUACCAGAACACGGCGUACACCGGAAGCGACGCCGAGCCAGACGGGCCGACGCUGAGCAGUGCUCCCAGCAGCGCCUACUACAGCGAUCUCAGCUCGAAUUCGGCGAAUCAACAGAUGCCGGCCGCGGCGAUAUCGUCCGCGACGUCGACGGCGAUGACGAGUCUGCACCUGAAUCCGCAGAAUCUCGACGCGCCGCAAUACAGACUUGCAGCAAUCAACGAGAACACAGUGCCUUCGGAUUAUAUUUAAGAGACACUUUUUUUUAAACAGAUGACGAGACGACGUUUGAAACGUAGUAACUAGCGAAACCAAGAUGUUCAUCUCGUGCGAACGAAGAGUCUUUGUGCUGAUAUUUAUAAUUAACACUAUUUCUACACGGGAAUGAUAGAAGAUUGCGUCGUAGCACUAGAAAAAACGUAGAAUUGAACCGAACAGAUCAGAGGAGACAAAAGAUCGUGAAAUUUUUCGUCACUGUCGUCGUGACUCGAGGGUUUCUUCAACAAAGUGUUUCACGGUGCUCAAUUUCAAGUUUUGCCCAUACAGGAGGAAUUGAAAAGCUCGCGUUUGGUAAGAGCGUUGUUUAACUGGCGGAUGUGUCGGAGACCGGUUCCGGGUAAAAUCGAUUUCUUGCCCGGCAACGCUCCACUUGCUCCUUUGUCGCCGCACUUUGCGGUCCAGUUAAGACAAUCGACUCUCGAGACACGCGAAUCGACGGAUCAAGCGUCGCGAAUCGAUCGGCAGCGCGGCGUGUUCUCCUCUGCUUUUGCGCGCUAACAAAAUACUAGGUAUUCAAUGUUUCGAUACUUUUUUAAACGAAAGACAAGCGGAAGAUAAACCGGUUGGCAGGUAAGUGACCAAAGCAAAUCGUGCCGGCGGAAUUAAUACACGAUUAAGCGCUAUUCUCGUGACGUCGGAAAAAGCCUGCAGUCGUGACAAAAAUUUUCACCGUUAUGACGGCUAACGUCAUAGCUGCCACUAAACGCGUGAUUUCGCUUGUUAAAAUAAUGAUAAAUUCAUGUUCGCGUUCGUUUGAAAUGCAUCAUAUUAUAAGUGCGCGGAUAUUUCGAAUAAUUAUGAUGCCGACUCGGGCAUGAUAUUCCCUUGAGUACACAUGUAACGUAAAAACGUAAUGAUAUCGCAUGAAGAAUCACGCAUUGCGGUUUCCAAUCAGCCAUAGCACGCCAUAAAUUGAUGCCACUCUGACAAGUUUCCGUGAAAGCUAACCAGUAUCUGGUAAGAAAAAUCGACCUCUAUUAUCUCUCUUGGAAAAGGAAAGUAAAAUUUCAAACCUGUAUAAUGUAAGUGGUUAACGGCAUAAAACACUGCCCUAUACAAAUUGCUGUAACCAUAUCGAUGAGAUAAAACUUAAUUUUGCAACAAAUUAAAUAAAAAAUGAAAAUGACGGCUAAAAGUAACGAAAACCUGGAAAAUUGCAACAGACAAUGAUAUCUUUCGAUAUAGAAAAAAUGGAUUUCAAUUUAAGCACAAAUUUCUUAUAAAUAAAUAAUACGAUAGACGGAAAGCAACUUGUACAUAUUUUAUCUUAAUCUUAACAGCAACACAAAGCUGACUUGUUAUUUUCACGUAUUAGAUUCUGACGCAUUAAAGGGUUAAUCCGGGAUCUAAUCGCGCGGGAUACUCGAGCAUGAUUCUAGACGUUAUUGAGAAGAGAAGCCGCGCUGCGCAUUCGAAAUGCCUACACGAUACGAAUGAAAUGAAGUCGUUUUGAAGAGCAGGUGCCCCGUAAUUUGACGUUCGGAACUGCCAGUCAGUGCUCUCGGCUAUAUCCGUCCGUUCUCUAAGCAGUCACGCGUAUUCACAACCAGCAUCCUUCUCUGCUUACCGCGCGUAAAUGAGGUUUCGUUUUCACGUGCGUGCCUCGAUUACGGAAAAUUGCAGAAUUCCGUGCCCUGUCAAGUCGGCGGACCACGAUGCUCGACAAAGCAGGAAUGUAUUAUUCACGCAAAAUAUCUUUUCAAAACAUUUUAUUAUAUUAUUAUAUUUUCCGUGUUUUUAUUCUGCACAAACGUAAUAGCGGACGUAAUCAUUCACGUAUAGUAUUGUUAGCGGCUGACAGAUUGCAUGUUAAAUUUAAAAUAUCUUUUGCAACGACGUUAACUGUUGGUUGCUUUUUCGAAUUUUGGUUCUCCGAAUUUUAUGCUAAACUAUUCAGGAUAACAAAUUACUUACUCUUUCAGUAAAACGGAAGAAGCGCAUCGCAACUGUGAAGUUUAAUGCUCAUAAUAAAAUUAUCUUCAUGACCUCGGCGUGUAAUAUGGCAACAAAUUGUGGGAAAUCUUUCUGGCGGCAAUUGGAUGCAACUAGUAGCGGACUUUGUUCGAGGAAUCGCAUCGAAUCGGGUCCGUAUGUCACGCGAGGGAUUAUCAUUCAAGCACUAAAUAGAUUUCAGUCUACGGCGUAUCAGUUUCAAUCGUUUAUCUUCGUUUCCCGAUCGACGGCGGAAUUAAUUCGUCUCGCUCGAUUCGGCGGGGAAUCGUUUAAUCGUCGCCGUCGUGUUCUCUUAAUUACCUUCUCAGGCGAAGCCGAUUGUUCCCUCGUCGGGACACGAAGCCGAGUAGACGCGUUCUCUCGCUUCGCCUCGGGAUUCUCCCGUGCGCGUUUCACGUCGUUCACCUUUAACUCACCUGCGCUCACGCACGCAUACCUACAUCCCACCGACACAUUCUCCGAAACACACGAGAAUACCGCCGAUGCUCUGCGCUCACCUAAACACGCGCGUCUCACCAUAAAUGCAUGAAAAUAACUUUAGAAUCACUCGAUUCUCUGAGUUUCCAAUUACUGCACGUUUAACCGAGGAAAACGAACGCGGAUAAACGAACGCUUGUUAUAUUGCUGGAAAUUAUUGCAAUUUUUAUAAAAAGAAAUUAAAUCUAUUACCACAAAGUACCUAAUCAACAUAAUAUAGAACUUAUUUAAUUAACAAGAUAAUGGUUUCACACACAAAAUCACUUUUGUAUAAUAUUUUCUAAACUUUAGAUUUUCGCAUAUUUUACAAAUAUCAAUUUGCUAAUAUGUUAGUAAUUUAUAAUAAAUUAAAGGAACGUGUCAAAUAUAUUAUCUUCAAAAAUAAGAAAGUGAAAUCAAUCUUUUACGAUUGGCAAUUUUCGAAAUGGCCAAAACGCACGAAUGCACCGAGGCGUAUAGCCACGAGCUAUAACGCAAUGCGCAGCGCGUGCAUUCAAACACAGACGCAACAAUACGCUCCCUUUUCAGAUACGCUAUAAUUAAUUGCGCCCUUGCGGCCACAAUGGCAGUAGGGAGAGCCGCCUCGACUCUCGGUGCUGCAUUAUACCGCCGAAAAAAUCCCACGACUGCGCCACGUCGUCUUGGCCGGACGGGUAGCCCUUAUCACGGUCGCGUUACGCGAGCGUAUUAUGGAAUUCGCUUAAUUAAAGUUUGCUUCGUUUCCCUUCGCGCGUCUUCCGCAUUUGCGUCACGCGCCGAGAUUUCCAGCGAGCUCGCGUGUUCAAGAGUAAUUCGGAAUUAUAAUCUGAAAGGCCGCAUCUCGUAAUCUGCGUUCAGGUAGAUUAACUCGAUCGCGUCGCUAUUUAUUGCGGAAAAUCUCGUAACGACAUAGCACUUUAUUACAGUAAAAUAGAUGUUUCAAUAUUAAGUUCUCAAAUCACACAUACAUCAGUCUAUAUCUUGCAUAAUACGAAAUGUCUGAUUAAAAAAAACUCCACCAAAAAUAUUUAAGGCCCAUAAAUCAUUAAAAGAUUAAUACGAGAAAAUA
Molecule: messenger RNA, 5745 nt
Organism: Linepithema humile (Argentine ant)
Lineage: Eukaryota; Metazoa; Arthropoda; Insecta; Hymenoptera; Formicidae
Product: midnolin homolog
Source: RefSeq, a predicted model, not a curated record